Podospora bellae-mahoneyi is the source of this 2778-nucleotide messenger RNA. It is a transcript of the gene TRK1, whose product is annotated as low affinity potassium transporter. NCBI's taxonomy places the organism in Eukaryota, Fungi, Ascomycota, Sordariomycetes, Sordariales, Podosporaceae. Gene Ontology annotation, biological process: potassium ion import across plasma membrane; intracellular potassium ion homeostasis. Bases 1 to 2778 code for a protein of 925 amino acids. Gene Ontology annotation, cellular component: plasma membrane. The record is from RefSeq and is a predicted model, not a curated record. The transcript is spliced from 3 exons. Gene Ontology annotation, molecular function: high-affinity potassium ion transmembrane transporter activity.
AUGGAGCGGUUCAAGCAAUGGAUCGCCACCAAGCCUUUCACGGCCCAGCGCUGCAAGCAAUUCAUCUAUACUAGACCCCGUUGGCUCUUCGAAUUCAUCUUUCCGCAGAACCAGGGCUUCCCCUUCAUAAGAUAUCACUACUAUUUGAUCAUAUCCCUCGCGUUGAUCGGCGCCCUCAUCACUUGGGGAGCUGGCAAACACAGUGGUGGUACUGCCGAGAUUAGAUUUAUCGACGCCCUCUUCUUCACGGCCGGCGCCUCCACCCAGGCUGGCCUGAACACGGUCGACAUCAACCUUUUGACCACCUUUCAGCAAGCCAUUUUCUACCUGUGGCCCAUGAUGGCAAAUCCCAUCACGGUAAACUCGCUUGUUGUCCAACUCCGUCUCUACUGGUUCGAAAAGAAGUUCCAGCACAUAACCCAAAAUGCCCGACUCGUCAGGGUCCCUCUCGCGAAAUCGUUUACCAAGUCGCGGACUAAGGCGAAGCAGCAGGACGGCGACGUCGAAAAGGGUGUAAAUGGCAGAAAGAUUACCGUUAUGUUGAACGGAAAAAAGUCACGCAUCAACAACGACGGGACCCUGCUGGGCGAUGCUAAGAAUAAGGGCAGGCAUGGUCUCGGCCUCACGGCGGCAAACCGGACUGCCACAGAUGGGGGCUUGGACGGCCCAUUGGAUAAGGCAGAUCGGCAUACCGGCCCAGCCGUCACAUCAUCCAUGACGGAACCCCGGAGGCCAGCCCUCAAAUUCGCCGACACGGUCACGAAAAGCGACGGUCUGGGCGAGGAUUUCCUCAAACUCCCACGGAUGCGAUCGGACGAGGAGCAUAUUGCCAUAGUCGAACGACAGAAGAAGGGAGACGACGAGGUGCUGCGAAUCCCGAAUCCGAGAGACGUAGAACGCGGCCUGGGCCCCAAGCGUGUUGAGGCUGGAGACAAUGAGGACGAAUUACUGUCGCCUCAUGCGGAAGCUUUCAAUCUGGAUGGAGAACCUCGAGCCCAAGCAGCUGACGGCCGCCAUCCGGCCAUCACUAUUGAGGAGCCUGAUCGUCGCAAGUUGCAGGAGACGGAUUCGGAUGAGUUCAUGGACGAUGUUAGAGCCGCUGCCCACACGUUUGACUUUUUGAAGCCGCAUUUUCCUCGGUACAAAAAGAAGCAAGACGACGUGGAAAAGGAACCCGUCAUUCCCGGCCCUUCCCAAAACAGGCGUCGCCAGUCGAUGCAGACGCUGCGAACCGCCUUUUCCAACAACAAGGCCGAAGGCACGCCGUAUCUGAGCUGGGAGCCCACCGUCGGCCGCAACUCUCUUUUCCCGGAGCUUACUGAAGAGCAGCGCGAAGAGCUGGGAGGAAUUGAAUACAGGUCUUUGAAGACGCUUGCCCGGGUCCUGACGGUCUACUUCUGGGGCUAUACGGCGCUGGGUGUGGUUGGGCUCUUGCCGUGGAUUCUGCAGGCCACUCAGUACGGGCAAGUUGUCGAGGCGGCAGGCCAAAACAAAGUAUGGUGGGCUUUCUUUACUUCGCAAUCGGCUUUCAUGGAUCUGGGUUUCACUUUGACGCCAGACAGCAUGAAUUCAUUCAGCACCGCGACAUGGCCACUUCUGUGGAUGAGCUUCCUGAUCGUCAUCGGCAACACUGGAUUCCCCAUCAUGCUCCGCUUCAUGAUUUGGGUGCUCUCGCUCAUUGUACCCAAGAAUUCUGGCAUGUAUGAGGAGUUGCGGUUUUUGCUCGACCACCCUCGCCGCUGCUUCACACUUUUGUUCCCUUCCAAAGCCACCUGGUGGCUGCUGGGCUUCCUUGUCCUCCUAAACGGCCUCGACGUGAUGUUUUUUAUCGUCUUGGAUCUUGGGCAAGAAGGCCCUGUAGCCUCGAUGUCGGACGGCCAAAAAGUUCUUAAUGGUAUUUUCGAAGCCGCAUCCACGAGGACCGCUGGUUUCUCCUGUGUGAAUCUCUCACUGCUUCACCCCGCCGUUCAGGUUUCCUACAUGAUCAUGAUGUACAUUUCGGUCUUUCCCAUCGCCAUAUCGGUUCGUAGGACGAAUGUGUAUGAAGAGAAUGCACUGGGAAUCUACUCGCACGGCGAAGAAGAGGAACACUCCAAGGCAAACCACAACGACUGGUCGCACGUCGGCACUCACGCUCGCCGCCAGCUCUCGUUUGAUUUGCCGUUUAUUGCCUUGGGCCUCUUCAUUUUGGCCAUCUCGGAAGGGCCGCGUAUCAUGAACCCCGAGGACGCCGCCAAUGGCUUCACCAUGUUUAGCAUGCUCUUCGAGUCCAUCAGCGCUUACGGCACAGUCGGCAUGAGCUUGGGGUACUCGACAAUCAACGCAUCACUUUCGGCCGAGUUUUCGGACAUUGGAAAGCUGGUUAUUAUCUGCUUGAUGAUACGCGGCCGACACCGUGGUCUCCCGUACGGUCUGGACAGGGCCAUUCUUCUGCCCAGCGAUGCACUCAAUGCGAAGGACGCAAUGGCUGCAGAUACAGAAGGCAGAUUGGCUAGGCAGAUUUCUCGCAUGUCUGUGGCGACACACCGCAGCGACACGACGCACAACCAGAGGGGCCUGGGACAUGUCCUGGCUGCCAUUUUGCAUCCAGGUCCCCCCGUGCCGCCCGAGCCCCCGAUGGAAGCUAUUCAUAGGAGAUCGACCGACCCUGGCUUGGACGCGGAGCCGCAACCUAUGCGGAUCACCUCGAGACGUACCGAGCCCGGUGUUGUGCGGAGAUCGGUUAGUCACUUGUUUUCGCCCAGGCCUAGGACUGCUGGUGGGCAUGAGGAUGAUUAG